Procambarus clarkii (red swamp crayfish) is the source of this 747-nucleotide messenger RNA. NCBI's taxonomy places the organism in Eukaryota, Metazoa, Arthropoda, Malacostraca, Decapoda, Cambaridae. The record is from RefSeq and is a predicted model, not a curated record.
AUGCAUCGUAUUCGUGAAAUAAUUGAUCGCGAUCCACAUGUUUCGAGAGUGAAAUCAGAUCCCUCUGGGAGAUCAGAUCUCUCCCCUGGGAGAUCAGAUCUCUCCCCUGGGAGAUCAGAUCCCUCCCUGGGAGAUCAGAUCCCUUCCCUGGGAGAUCCGAUCCCUCCCCUGGGAGAUCAGAUCCCUCCCCUGGGAGAUCAGACCCCUCCCCUGGGAGAUCAGAUCCCUCCCCUGGGAGAUCAGAUCCCUCCCCUGGGAGAUCAGAUCACCUCCCUGGGAGAUCAGAUCCCUCCCCUGGGAGAUCAGAUCCCUCCCCUGGGAGAUCAGAUCACCUCCCUGGGAGAUCAGAUCCCUCCCCUGGGAGAUCAGAUCACCUCCCUGGGAGAUCAGAUCACCUCCCUGGGAGAUCAGAUCCCUCCCCUGGGAGAUCAGAUCCCUCCCCUGGGAGAUCAGAUCACCUCCCUGGGAGAUCAGAUCCGUUCCCUGGGAGAUCAGAUCACCUCCCUGGGAGAUCAGAUCCCUCCCCUGGGAGAUCAGAUCACCUCCCUGGGAGAUCAGACCCCUCCUCCGGCAGGAUCACGGGCAACAGACGAGGGCAAGAAUUGCAAGCGUCAAAUAAAACUUUCAAGGUUAAGUAAUAUCUUUGGGUAUGUUGGAGGAGGUGAAUAUGGAGGUGUUGGAGGAGGCAGUGGUGGAGGUGAGGAAGAUGAAGGUGAAGGAGAAGACUGUGGUGGUGGAGAUGCCUGA